Lotus japonicus is the source of this 1928-nucleotide messenger RNA. Its product is annotated as SUMO-activating enzyme subunit 2-like. Bases 1103 to 1462 code for a protein of 119 amino acids. The transcript is spliced from 5 exons. Gene Ontology annotation, cellular component: SUMO activating enzyme complex; cytoplasm. Gene Ontology annotation, molecular function: SUMO activating enzyme activity. Lineage: Eukaryota; Viridiplantae; Streptophyta; Magnoliopsida; Fabales; Fabaceae. Gene Ontology annotation, biological process: protein sumoylation. The record is from RefSeq and is a predicted model, not a curated record.
GUUCCCUCUUUAUUUUGUUGACUUAUUCAUUUGAGAAGUAUUGAGGACUCAAUUGGAGAGAGAAAAUGAUAGAAAUCUUAUCUCUAUUGUACUUGAGAUUUCAUGUCUCACUAAUCCGUCCUCUUCUUCAUCUUACUCUCUCACAUUUUCACUACCUCUUCUGCAUCUCUUCAUCUACUCCUUUCAACUUGUUCCAACCACACUUGAAUUCACUACAAAAGCGCUGUCAGAGGCAUACCAAUUAGAAGCCCUAGUUCUCACCUUUCCCUCCUCCAUUCCAAUGGCCGCCGCAGCUGCUCGCCCCCUUGUCAGUUGUCACCGUGCAGGCCUUCGAGGGCUACCACCACCUUCCCAUCCCUGAUGUCAUGACAGCUUCAAUCCGUCCUGACAUCGUCAAUUUCGUCAAUUCCAACACCUCCAAAACUGGUCGUAUUGGGAGUAUGGUUUGAUGUGUUCUUUCUUGACUCCCAUGAUUUGGUAUGUUGAAAAUGGUUAAUAUCUUGGCUAUUCUUGCUUAAUUUUUUUUACUUAAAACCUUCAAUGGUUGCUUGAUAUGUUGGCUACUCUCUUUUUUAAUCACCUUAUUUAGUUGAAGAUUGAUUAUUGAGCUAGCCGGCUAAGUGCUUAGAGAAAGGCUUCAAUCAAUAUGUCGUGGCAGCUUUGUGAUUUACAAGAUUUUGGCAUUGUAAAAAAUGACCAGAUGUUGGAUAUCUUUUUGUUGUUUGUUUAUUUGAGUUAAUAUUUAAUGUAGCUUCUUCAGUAUGUUAUUUUUAAAAGCUUGCACUCAAAAUCUGAAUUUGCAUUGCUAACUUAUUUCUGUUUUUUAGUUCUUGCAAUUUAUCUUAUGUAAUCCUUUUUUUUUGUGAUAAUUCACUUAUAACUGCAAAAUUUACUUCAUUACCACCUUUUAAGAAAAUAAUGGCUUUGAAAUGUUGUGUAUCUUUUGAAUGAACUAGAGGAUUUAUCUUAUGCUCUCUGUCUUCAACUAAGUUAUGGACAUCAUUGUCAUAAAACUUUCAUCUUAAAAAGGAGUUGGUUCCAUGCUACAAUUGCUUAGCAAUUUUUGUCCACUAUACAGCUUUCAUCCUAUUAUUUGCUCUCCAUGACUAUUACAAAUUACUAUUUUGAUUUGAACUAUGUAUCUGAAUUGUAUUUGCCUUUUUGUAUCUUACAUUUCUUGAAAGGGUCUGAUAUGCAGAUUGACAUGGACACUAUAGAAGUCAGUAACCUGAACAGACAAUUUUUAUUUCAACAAUCCCAUGUUGGGCAGUCCAAGGCUAAAGUUGCUAGGGAUGCUAUGUUAAAAUUUAGGCCCCACAUUGGUCAGACACUCUCAUUGGUUGAUCUCCACAAUCCUGAAAUCUGCUAUGAUAGGAUCGAAGAUGAAGGAAUUUCACAAUCUUCAUAUGCCUGGUUAAAAGAAGUCUCAGAUUUGGCAGAGAAUGAGAGGGAGUUUGCAUGAAGAUGAGGAGUUUGAUCAGCAUUAAAGGAAACUUGCUGCAAUUCUCUUAUCAAAGAAGUUGCCUUCAAAUUGUAGCAAAUACACUUCUUCCUCAUGUGAUGGUCACACGUUUAACUUCCUCUUGGAUAAUGGAAUUGAUAUUGGUUCUUCUUGGUUGUUUUUGUGUUACCAUAUCUGCUGCUUUGGUUGUUAUAUACUGAUGUGUGGAAGUUUUCCUUCAAAUUGCAGCAAAUAAACUGAUGGGUAUGCCAUCAGAAUUGGAUUUAUGGGUUGAUUCAUUUGAAAAGAAGAUAUUCAUUCCAUUUUGAAGGCAAUUUUCUACUAAAUCAAAAGGAGGAUUUAAGAGUCAGAUUCAUGUAGACAUUUAAUAUGAUGUACCCCAUUUUGCUUUGCUUUUAAUCUUAAAUACCCUAUAUCUCAACACUUAUUCGUUUUUGUUUCAAUUUAAAAAAUUAUCUAUUUAAUA